AUGGUAAAUCUGCACGUCAAGACGACGUCAGGGAAGACGUUUUCAGUAGAGGUGGCACUCAACAGCUCCGUGUUAAAUUGCAAGGAGGCGCUUGUGACCCUCACUGAUGUGCCUGUUGCGCUGCAACGCCUCAUCUACAAAGGCAAAGUGCUUAAGGACGAUCAAACACUUGAAAGUUAUGGCAUCCAGGCGAAUGAUACUAUUUACUUCGUCAAGGGUUCAGGUAGACCAGCGAAACCAGCAACUGACACGACUACUUCCAGUUCGACUAACUCAGGUUCCGCUCCGGCUGCCACACCCACCCCAGUCGCUGCACCUGCAGCAGCGGCCAACCCAUUAGGUUUUCCGUUCUUUUCUGGAACUGACGCAGGAGCUGCAAACCACGGCAAUAUAUUUGGCAGCCUACUGACUGCACCGAACAUGCAACAAAUGCAGCAGCAAAUGAUGGAAAAUCCGGAAAUCGUUCGGCAAAUGAUGGACUCGCCUAUGAUGCAAAACAUUUUAAGCAACCCAGACAUUAUGCGCAAUAUCAUGCAGAGCAAUCCGGCCAUGCAGCAGCUAAUGGAGCAAAACCCACAAUUCAGUCACAUCAUGAACGACCCUGAGUUGCUUAGACAGAGUGUGGAGGCCGUGCGGAACCCCGCGGCAAUGCGUGAGAUGAUGCGGAAUCAAGAUACUGCAUUACGGAACAUUGAGAGCCACCCGGAAGGUUUCAAUGCCUUGCGGCGUAUGUAUCACGAUGUGCAGGAACCGUUGAUGAAUGCCGCAGCUAGUGGUACUCCAGCGCCUCGUGGUCCAGCAUUUACUAUGCCUGGUGUUGCUGGCGGCAGCUCUGCUGCAAGCACGACGCCGCCACAGACCUCAAGUUCUACCUCGUCGGCAUCUACUGGUGCUACUAAUCCGUGGGCUCAUUCUUCUGGUGCUGCAUCAAAUGGCAUUACUGGUGCUGUCUCAAAUCCGUGGAAUGCUGUUGGUCCUGGUGGCUUGGGCAAUAUAGGUCCGGAAGUUAUGGCGCAGAUGACGCAGAACCCUGUUUUUCAAGCAGCUUUGAACCAAGUGUCGAGUAAUCCAGAGCAAUUUAUAUCACAAAUGGAGGUGAUGAACCCGCAGAUGGCAGCUAUGAUGAAUGCUAACCCACAGAUGCGGCAAAUGAUGUCGAACCCUGAGUUCUUGCGGCAGGCAAUGAACCCGGAAAAUUUGCAGGCCAUGAUGCAGAUGCAAAAUGCUAUGAAUCAGCUGCGGGCUUCAGGGCUGAUGUCAGGAUUUGACGGUCUGAACCUUGACGCUGGUUCUGGUACUGCUGGAGGAUCUAAUCCGGCUGCAACCAAUCCUUUUGCCAUGUUUAGUCAAUUUCCUGCUGGGCUUGGUGGUGCAGCAAGUACACCCGCUGCUCCUGUCGGCAACCCAGAGGAGAUUUAUGCGUCACAGCUAACCCAAUUGAAUGACAUGGGCUUUUCCAACCGGGACCAGAACCUUCGCGCAUUACAAGCAACUUUUGGAAACGUGCAAGCUGCUGUAGAUCGCCUACUUAGCGGCUUCAUAUAG
This is a messenger RNA of Plasmopara halstedii, 1545 nucleotides long. Its product is annotated as Ubiquitin-like protein. Gene Ontology annotation, molecular function: polyubiquitin modification-dependent protein binding. The record is from RefSeq and is a predicted model, not a curated record. Lineage: Eukaryota; Oomycota; Peronosporomycetes; Peronosporales; Peronosporaceae. Bases 1 to 1545 code for a protein of 514 amino acids. Gene Ontology annotation, cellular component: cytosol. Gene Ontology annotation, biological process: ubiquitin-dependent protein catabolic process. The transcript has 3 exons.